Microsporum canis CBS 113480 is the source of this 1743-nucleotide messenger RNA. RefSeq names its product methylcrotonoyl-CoA carboxylase beta chain. Gene Ontology annotation, biological process: L-leucine catabolic process. The transcript has 2 exons. Gene Ontology annotation, molecular function: methylcrotonoyl-CoA carboxylase activity. Lineage: Eukaryota; Fungi; Ascomycota; Eurotiomycetes; Onygenales; Arthrodermataceae. Bases 1 to 1743 code for a protein of 580 amino acids. The record is from RefSeq and is a predicted model, not a curated record. Gene Ontology annotation, cellular component: mitochondrion; methylcrotonoyl-CoA carboxylase complex.
AUGGCUCUCCGCGCCCCCUCAGCAGGGCUUCUGCAUAGCAUGCGAUGCGCUCUCAACCAGCAGCUCCCUCGACGAGCAGCUCUCACGCUGAGAGCAGGAUCUAGCUAUCAUGUUAGGGGCGUUGCCAGCUUCACGCACGCUCACCAGGCGUCUGCCAUCUCCGUGCUGCCCACCACCGUCGAUACCUCGUCCGCAGACUUCCAGGAGAACGCCAAACAGAUGGAAGAAGUCCUCAAGAAGAUGAACGACCUGCACGCCAAAAUCGCCCAGGGAGGCUCUCAGAAGGCUCGUGAUAAGCAUAUUGCGCGUGGGAAAAUGUUGCCCCGAGACAGAGUGACCGCUCUUAUCGAUCCGGGCACCUCGUUCCUCGAGCUCUCUCCGCUGGCAGGCCAUGAAGUCUACCCGGGCGACGAUGUGCCCUCCGGCGGUAUCAUUACCGGAAUCGGCAUGGUCGAGGGUGUCAACUGCAUGAUCGUUGCCAACGACAGCACCGUCAAGGGCGGUACCUACUACCCCAUCACCGUCAAGAAGCAUCUCCGUGCCCAGGCCAUUGCUCAGGAAAACAAGCUACCCUGCAUCUACCUCGUCGACUCUGGCGGUGCCAAUCUGCCCCAUCAGGCCGACGUCUUCCCGGACAAGGAGCAUUUCGGUCGUAUCUUCUUCAACCAGGCCCGUAUGAGCUCGCUCGGCAUUCCUCAGAUCUCUGUGGUUAUGGGCCCAUGCACGGCCGGAGGUGCCUACGUUCCCGCCAUGUGUGACGAGUCCAUCAUCGUCGAGAACCAGGGAACCAUUUUCCUUGCCGGCCCGCCGCUGGUCAAAGCGGCUACUGGUGAAAUCGUCUCCGCCGAAGACCUUGGUGGUGGUAAACUGCACUCCACCAUCUCCGGUGUGACCGACUACCUGGCCGUCGACGACGCCCAUGCCCUGACCUUGGCCCGCAGGUCGAUAUCGAAUCUCAAUUGGCCCAAGACCACUUCGCCGUUGACACCCACAUCAGCUUCUACCGAACCCAUCAAGGAACCCCUGUACCCAACCUCCGAACUCGCCGGGAUAAUAGGCACCAAUCUCCGUCGCCAGGUUGAUGCACACGAAAUUAUCGCCCGCAUCGUCGACGGCUCUGAAUUCUCCGAAUUUAAACGCGACUACGGCACCACCCUCGUGACUGGCUUUGCACGCAUUUACGGCACCCAGGUCGGAAUCGUCGCCAAUAACGGAAUCCUCUUCUCCGAAUCGUCGCUCAAGGGCGCACAUUUCAUUGAGCUCUGCACCCAGCGAAACAUCCCCUUGCUCUUCCUGCAGAAUAUCUCCGGUUUCAUGGUCGGAGCUGAUGCUGAAAAGGGCGGUAUUGCAAAGAACGGUGCUAAGCUGGUUACCGCCGUUGCCUGUGCGGAUGUUCCCAAGUUCACUGUCGUAUAUGGCGCUAGUGCCGGCGCAGGUAAUUACGGAAUGUGUGGCCGUGCCUACUCGCCUCGCUUCCUAUUCAUGUGGCCCAACGCAAAGAUUGGCGUCAUGGGCUCUGAACAGCUAACCAAUGUCAUGGCCGCUGUUGGCAAGAGUGUUGACCCUUCGCUACGUGACCGUAUCGACGCCGAGAGCGAGGCUGUCUUCUCGUCCGCGCGUCUCUGGGAUGACGGUGUUAUCCCCCCGGCCGAUACGAGAAAGGUGUUGGGACUCUGUCUAGCUGCCUCCGUCGGCGGACGUUCCGAGGAUGCAAAGACCAAGUUUGGUGUUUUCAGAAUGUAG